AAAAUCCAGUAUUCGAAAAGUUUCUUUUUUCAAUAUACAAUGAAAAGAGAGGUUGCGUUUGAAAAUUCUGGAAGUGUCGUCUGAAUUGGCGCUAAAACUCGAAAAGGAUCAUUCCGACGUAGACCGUACCUAUUUUUAUACACCGCAUAAGUGACAUGGCUGCCGUCGUCUUACAUUUACCACACGGUUGAAAAUGUCGAAAAAAGUGCCGUAGCAAUCGCCGAAAAGCGGCGUAAUGUGUGCAAUUUGUGCGAAAACGACGUGUCGUUCGUUUUUGUGUUACUUGUACCAAGUUAUAUAACAUUUAUCAACUCGUCGGACUAACUCCUAAUUUUUUUAUUACACCCCAAAAAAGAAAAUCUUAAUCACGAAGGAUUUAUAAAAUAAUAAGCAAAAUGGUUGUUGGAGACGCAAAUAUUAAUAAUAUUAUGGGCGGAAUUGCCAAUACGGGCGUUCGAUUGCACAGCUAUAAAAGAAAAUUGAAACAACGGUUCGAUAUAAUCAAAAAAUUAGGCCAAGGUACGUACGGAAAAGUUCAAUUGGGUAUAAACAAGGAAACCGGACAAGAAGUUGCAAUAAAAACCAUCAAGAAAUCAAAAAUUGAAACUGAAGCUGAUUUAAUCAGAAUCAGAAGAGAAAUUCAAAUAAUGUCUUCUGUUAGACAUCCAAAUAUUGUUCAUAUUUAUGAAGUAUUUGAAAAUAGAGAAAAGAUGGUUCUCGUGAUGGAAUACGCCGCGGGUGGUGAACUUUACGAUUAUUUAUCAGAAAGAAAAGUGCUUGCGGAGGAGGAAGCACGGAGAAUCUUCCGACAAAUAGCGAUAGCUUGCUAUUACUGCCACAAACACAAAAUUUGUCAUCGAGAUUUAAAACUCGAAAACAUCUUAUUAGACGAAAACGGAAACGCCAAAAUUGCUGAUUUUGGUUUAUCAAACGUCUUCGAUGACACGCGAUUAUUAUCGACAUUUUGCGGCUCUCCACUUUACGCCUCUCCUGAAAUUGUUAAAGGGACGCCUUACCACGGACCGGAAGUCGACUGUUGGUCACUUGGUGUUCUUCUUUACACGCUAGUUUACGGUGCUAUGCCUUUUGAUGGGAGUAAUUUUAAACGAUUAGUCAAACAAAUUUCUCAAGGAGAUUAUUUUGAACCUAAAAAACCUAGUCCUGCUUCACCACUUAUAAAAGAUAUGUUAACGGUGAACCCAAAAUAUCGCGCCGAUAUCUCGGAUAUAUGUUCCCAUUGGUGGGUGAAUACGGGUUACGAUGAAUCUGCAUUAGAAAUAUCAGAGUAUUUAGCGAAUCAAACCCCCGUUCGACUCGAUUAUUUGUUAUCGUUGGCACCACCCCCACCGCAAUUAGAAAGCGAUAAACUCGUUGUAACCGGUGAUGUAGUUCCAGAUGAAAAUGUUAAUAAAUUGGAAAGUGUAGCACCGCCGGCUAGAUCUCAAUCAGUUGGUAGUUUAAUGGAAUUAUCACAUCCGGCUGAAAAGCGUAUAAAAGAUUUACUUUCCGAACAACAACAAGCGACAACACCAUCAACAACAACGCCUAAACGUAAAUUGGAAUUAUUAUCAUCGAGCACAGAUCAGAUUAAUCAAGCGAAUCGGAAAGAUAAAAUUAUUAAAGAGAAUACGAUUGCUGAUAUUUCAGUGCAUGCGACUAUUCAUGAACAUGCUCAAGAAGAAGACGCAAAUAAAGCGUGUGAACCCGCGCCGUUAGAUAAAAGUCGAACUCAAACGCUAUCGAAAGAAAUGGAUGUCGAACAAUUUGAGGAAUCGGAACAAGGAGCUGCGUGUGCUGAAAUACUCCUCGAAGAAAAAGAAGCGAAAAAGAAUGUGGAUGUUAAAAAGCAGUUAAAAACCACUAAAACCGGUUCGAGUUUGGUUCCUACAAAAUUAGAAGAAAUCAACGAAAAUCCGAGUCAAGAAAAUUUAUGUGAUAAAGAAAAUGUUAUUCAAAAGAAACCGGAUGAGGUACAAAAAGAAGAAAAAAUUAAAGAAAAUAAAACGCAAGAGAAUGAAGAUGAAAAAUUAAAAGAUAAAUCACCAAGCAAGAAAGUUAAAAAAAUUUUAACAGAUAAAGAUGACAAUCGUAUUGAAAGUGUUAAAAAAGAAGAGAUUAAAGAAAAACUUGAAGAAAAGGAAAUAAAAGAUGAUGAGGGUAGUAAAAAAGAAGAUGUUGAAAAUAAACCAUUAGAACGACGAAGAUCUAGAAUAUACGAGCAAGCGGAAAAGUUCCAAAAUUUAAUUGCUGCCAACGAAAGUAAAACAAACAUACCGGAAAAACCGAAGAAAGUUAUUUUACCUGGGGUUAAUGUUGAUGGUUAUAAGAAACAAUUUGAAAGAAAAUGUAGCUUAACGUCGACCUCACCUCCGAAAGUCGCUAAGUGUAGCAUACCAAAACGAAUUAGUAUCGAUAAGCAACAAAGCGCGGAUAAAGAAAAAAGUCCGGAAGAAAAAAUCCAAAUCGACGAGAAAAAGAAAGAAGAAGUUAAAAAAGAUGUAAAAAGAAAAACUCAAUUAAAAAAUGCCGUAAAUGUAAUUUCAAACGCUUUAGAAAAAGAAGGUACUAGAAAAUCAAAAUCUCGUCCCUGUAUAAGAAAACCCCCCGUACCUUUCGGUGUUGGUGGAAGAUCAGCUUCCGGUAGUAUUGGAAUGAUAUCAACUCCUCUUUCGCCGGAAGAAACACAAAAACAAUUAAAAUUACAAAUUAGCCCCAAUAACGAUACCCGAAUGGCCACAGUUCAAGUUUCCACUCCAGAGCAUAUAAAAUAUGAACCCGCUUUAGAGGAUAAUAAAACGUCGUCCGCGGAAAUAACAUUAAAAUCGGCUACGUUACCGCGUAGAAAAACAACUAAAGCUGAGAUUCAUUUGAAUUAUCCACAACCGAAGCCGGCGACGAUGGAAUUUAAGACUGAAAUGGCGCAUAGGAUUGAAGCGCCGCAGAAAUUAACCACGCAAAGAAGUGAGGCUGUGUUCCCAGUGGUUGCAGCUCCUAAUUUAACGCAACGAUCCGCUAGCGUUGAACCGGACACUAAUAAAUCAAAACCAAAAGAACGCAUUAUUCCGAUUGCUAUUGAAAAACAAGAUGAUAAGAAGCAAAAUGUUACUGUUACGUCUCCGGGUGCUAAUGUUAAACCACCAAUUACUGCAGUUGGAGCUAAUAAAGGGUUACAAAAUCAAAAAUCUUAUCAAUCACAAAGAUCGAGUAGUUUAUCAAGACAAUCAACUCAAGAAUCAGAUUCGGAAAAUACUGUAUCAGGUGCCGGAGAACCAAUUCGUAAAUCACCAAGGGAAUAUAUUAUUCCAAUUGCAGUUGAAGGUGGUGGAUAUGUAACACCCCGAGCUGGAAGUCUAGAACCAAGCGAAACAGGAAGUACAACUAGCACUAUUACUAAUAGCAGUAGAAGGUCGAAGUUCCCAAGAAGUGCGGCUCGUAGAAUGAAUUCCUUGUUGAGUGAUCGCGAUGGAUCGGAAGAUGAAUCGCCGUUUGCUAUUCAUCGACAUAGUUCGUUUGGAAGGGAUAGUGAUACAGAAGAAUCAAGAAAAGAUACUUUCCCGAUGCAUAGAUUAAGGAGUUCAAGACCAAGAAAAUCAAAUUUGGAACAUACAGAUUCAAUGAGUUCUGGAGAAGAUGAUGACGAUGAUGGUUUUGAUAUUUUAACAGCAGAAAAUUUGUUUUCAACACUUUUAUCUCGGGUAAAAGAUUUGACUCAACGAAUAAACGUGGAUGAUCGGCCUGGAUUUCCUAGCAGUCGUUUAUUAAGCAUUAGUCGUUUGGAUCCUUUCUCCAGCACUCGUUGCACGAUUACGUAUCGGAAAGAAACGAGAACAGUGACAACGACACCGUUUGGGCGUACAUUAAGCCAAGAACGUACAACUUCCGGUUCGAAUCAUUCUCCAAGACCGACAAUUGGUGGGGGUGCCCCAUGGAGGCGUAGCGUAAGCAGAGAUCUUGCCUCGGACAUCGAAAGCGUUUUUAAUGACAAUCAAACUCCCACACAAGCAGCCACGUUACCGAGAGGAGAUAAUAAGCCAACCCAACAAGACAACCUUAAUUUAUCAGACCUCAACUUGAAACAAUUAAAAUUAUCUGAAGAAGAUGCGAUAGCUUUGUCGUAUUUAACACCAGGACUUUCAAGACGUAUACAGAAACAAUUAUUGGCACAACUUCCUCCGUCGGAAGCAAAAAAAUUAACACGAACUAUGUCGAUGAGAAAUUCGAGGGAAAAGACACCAAUCGAGGAAACAAAGAGUUUGUGUUCAGUACCAAGACGUUAUUCAAUCGAAAGUAACAAUAAAGAUUUAAGUUUACCGAGAACUAAAUGUGUUAAGACGGGAACGAUUUCAGAGGAACUUUACAGUAAUUUACCAAAACCAAAUUACAACAAUAGCAAUUUAUUGAAAGCAAACGAGGAGGAUGGUGAAAAAUCUAAGAUACCAUCAACAUUACCUAGGAAAUCGCGAUUUUUACGACCGGAUUUUUAUGAUAAACCUAAAGAUGAUACAACGGUUAAAGACAAAGAAAAAAAAGAGCGUGAAAUGGAAACUCAAAAAGUUUUAAAAGAAAUUAGGGAUAAAAGAAAAAGUCGAUUAAAUUUAAAAAGGGAAAGAUCUUUAUCGAGAGAUACUUCAAAAAGUGAAAGUACAGAAGCAAGUGAAGAAAUUAAAAAUAAUAAUAAUAAUAAUAAAGAAAUUAAUGGUAACAAAGAAAUUAAUAUUAAAUAUAAACCAUACAUUGAAAAUGUUUAUGGUACAAUUCCAAAGUUAAAUAAUUCAAAAUUAAUAAAACCGAAAUCUUUAGAAAACGGGAAUUUAGAACUUAAUCAACCAGAAGAUACAAAUCGCAUAUUAAAUAAUGUUUCCGAUUCAAUUAAAACGAUUGAAACAAAUAUAAAUUCAAAUAAUGAUUAUGUUAACAUUUCACCAAUCGUUAAUGAAGAUGAAAAAAUUGCUACAAAAAAAGAAAUUAAAGUAUCAAAAUUAAUGCGGCCUAAAAGUUAUCCAACUGAUACUUUGAAAAAUGUAAAAACUGAAACGAAAAGUGACACGUUUAAAAAAGAUAUUGAAAAAAGUAAAAUUGCAAAACCGAAAAAAAAUGAAGUUAAAGAUGAAUUAAAUGAAAAAUUGGAAUUUAAAGAGAUGCAUGAAUUGAAAGAAAAACAAGAAUUAAAGGAAAAACAGGAAUUAAAAGAAAAGCAAGAGUUAAAGGAAAAGCAAGAAUUAAAGGAAAUAAAAAAUAAAAGUCCGCCAAAAAUAAAUGGUGAAAAAUCAAACAAAAAUCGUUUUUUGCAAUCAAUUGAAAAGAAAAUAGAAAAAUUACGUGGUUUAAAUAACGGAAAUGGAAGUCGUGAGAAUAGUGUAGAAAAAAAAAUGUUAAAAGAAGAAAAAGAAAAAAAAUCUCACAUAGAAACUGCAAUAAAAAAAUUACGUGAACAAAGUCUACCGAGAACGAUCGAUCAUUGUAUAACUGAAUCGGGAUUAAUAAAACGAGCUGUAAGCGUUGAAGAUGUACCAAAAUGUUCAACCGGAAGGAAACCGUUAGAACCAUCGAGAAAAUCUGUAACAAAAAUACUUGGUUUAUUUAAAAAAUACGAAGAAAAAGAUAAAUCAGGGAAAAGCAAAUUAAAAAAACCAAAAGAAGUUAGUAAAGCUGCUGAUUGUAAUAAAGAUAAAGAAAGCGAAGAGAGACCGAAAUCGUUUUACGAACCACCACCAUUAGGAAAAAUUGAUGAAGCUAAAACAAAAUCAUCAAAAUUACCAGUAAAUUCAUUUAGGCGUAGUUUAAAUUUAGAAAAUAAACCAAAAAAUAAACAAAUCGAAGAAAAUGGUAAUAUAAAUAACGAUUUAAAUUUUAAUAAUCACAAAUUAGAUCGUGCCAAUUUAAAAUUGGAUUUAUCGAAAACUAUAGAUAUUCCCGAUCAAAUUCCGAGUACGAGUUCUGAAAAUCGUAAUUCAACCGCUACGGAUGAUAGUUCAUUAUUUUUAUCACCGUGUGAUGAUAAUGUGAGUUGUUGUGAUUCGUGGUCGAUUUGUUCCGAUUAUCACACCCACGAUUUGACAUCGCCCAUUUCGAUUAACGGAAAUAUAUAUUCGGGCGAUGAAAGCGGCGAAUCCGUUAUUGAUCGGAUUCGAAGGAAAAGCUUUUACACACGAUUUAAUGAAAAGAAAAAAACUCCAUCGAGGAAACCGUCGAUUUCCGGAAGUUAUCGCGAUUUAGAUUUGUACAAAGAUUAUAAUAAUCAAAGAAAGAGUAGUUCUUACGUGAGGAGUCCCGGAGAUUAUAGUUCUUUGGAUCGUCGAUCAGUUGAUUAUCGAUUUCCUACUACUGAGAGAAGAUUGAGUUACGGUUCAUCGCAGGAUUCGUCUUCGUCGCCGGUUAAAAAAGAUUACAGACCGUACACGAGAAGUUCGUCGUUGUUUAACAACGAUUACGUUAAUGUUCCGCAUCGAUAUCAAACGUACAAUCCGAGAUUAACUAAACAUAUUUCAUCGUUGUAUUCCCCGGAUACCGAAGAUGAUGCGGUCGAUGAUUUAAUUUCAGCUGGAAAGACGAGAUUAAGCAGUUACCAUUAUCAACCAUCAAGACUGAACGGAAGGGCAUCAAGUAUUUCACCAUCAAUAGACAAGUUAUAAAAAAAGUAAAAUAAGAAAAAACGAUUUUUGUCAUUGUUAAAUCAUAAUCCUCGCAUAAGUCAUACAGUAUGCAAAAUCCGUAUUCGAACACCCACCGAAAAAUUACAUAAUCGCGAAUUACUCUAGAAUGGUAGUACAAAUUUAAACUAUUUUUGGUGAUUUAUUUCACUUAUUAUAGUGGAUGUCUUGGUUACCUAUACAGUUCAUAAAAUGGUUUAUAUUUGCAAAAAAUAAAAAAAUAAAGGUUUUAACUUAUGGAAUAUGGUAAUUCAGCCGAAAUCUUCGUUUUAUAGAUGGAAUAUUGACUGCGAAGGGGUGUAUACACAUUUUGAAAAAGAAAUAGAGCAAUGUGCAGAAAAAUGGGCAUGUUUACAAGAUUUUAUCUUUCAACAAGAUAAUGAUUCGAAGCAUAUCGCGCUAGAUCUAGACUUUGGAUCGUGUACAAUUGUUCAGAGCACCUCAAAAUACCGUCACAAAGCCCAGAUCUUAACCCUAUUAUCAAUAUUGAACUGCAGAGGUAACCAGCAUAUCCACUUUUGCUUUUACUCUUCUAAGUGAAAUAAAUCAAAAAAAAUAUUUGAAAUUUCUGCUAUCAUUCUUGAGUAAUUCGUGAUUUUCUAAUAUUUCGGAGAAUGUUCGAAUACGGAUUUUGCAUAUGGUAAAUAGAAGUUAAGAAAAUGUUGAAAAAGAUAAGUAAUAAAAUGAACUUAAAAGUAAUUAAAAGAAGAUAAAAUUUCGUCCUUGUUAAAGUUAGAUUUUAGUAAGAAAAAGAAAAUAGCUUUGAAGCAACAAAAGAAAAGUGUAUCUCUUUGAACUUUUAAUCAAACUCCGAUGAACAAAACUAGAGAAAAUUGAAAAUGACGACUUGUGAUAUGUUUUUCUUUUUAUUUUGGGACGAAUUCUUGCCUCGUUUUAAGUAUUGCUCAUAAAAAAAUGAUUUUCUAAAACGAAAAUGUCAAUUAUUUUUCAGUAACAAAGAUAAAACUUUAAAUUUAACUUUAAAGUGUUGAAAUAAAUAAUUACACGGUAAAUAGUAAGAGAAGUUACAAAAGUCUAGUCGAACUUAAUCAAAAAUUAAACUUAAAAGUUGCCGUCUGAUACGUUAUGGUUGUUUUUUUAAGUAGAACUAAGCGAAAAAGAAAAAAAUUAAUAGAUUUUUACAGGUUAAUAGAAGUAAUAAUUUUCAGCAUGUUAAAUGUUGUUUGCGUUUCCCUAUUUUUAUUAAUUAUUUUUUUCUUUCUUUGUUCAAGAUGUUUCAAUAAUUUUUAACGAAUUAUUUUUGACUCAAAUUAAUGAAUUUAUUGAGUUAUCUUGAAUUUUUUAUGUUCUCUCUAAAUAGAGAUUAGUUUGUUUGAGAAUUUAUUAUUAUUUAUUGACUUAUUUAUUUAUAAUUUCGGUUAUAUUAAUAAAAAGUAAUGUUUUCUCAUUA
Messenger RNA from Onthophagus taurus, 8061 nucleotides. The record is from RefSeq and is a predicted model, not a curated record. NCBI's taxonomy places the organism in Eukaryota, Metazoa, Arthropoda, Insecta, Coleoptera, Scarabaeidae.